Pieris brassicae (large cabbage white) is the source of this 4044-nucleotide messenger RNA. Its product is annotated as nuclear receptor coactivator 6-like. Lineage: Eukaryota; Metazoa; Arthropoda; Insecta; Lepidoptera; Pieridae. The record is from RefSeq and is a predicted model, not a curated record. The transcript is spliced from 3 exons. The coding region runs from base 68 to 3982 and encodes 1304 amino acids.
UACGUUUUUAGCUUUACAUAAUCCGAAUGUGAAGGUUGGAUGGAACUUUCUUUGGGGGGGAGGCUGUAUGCGCACAACCACAGACGCAGUUGUAAAGAAAGCGCGCGCGAUCGCGCCUGUGUCGUGCCUGUUUUUUUCUAUUCCACCCCAAAGUGUAUUUUUGGAUACCAUGAGGCUUAUAUUUUGGGUUGCAGCCUUGGCUGUAUUAACCCUGGCAGACGCCAAAAACUCGACAGCGAAAACGAAACCGAAAAGGCAGUUAGAUAACAUUCGUACACCACAAAACCUACAGUACUCCCUAGUUCUACCGCAUUCCAGAGUAGCACAUUUUAGAUCUCUUCCCAGUACUCGAAGAGUCUCCAAUGCAUCGCAAAGAGCAGGAAAGCUACCGCCAUAUGCGGUCCAAAUGGAACCGGUGGUGCAGUAUUCUCAAAAGGAUCCAUUGUAUGAUCCGAGACACGAUCGUACAGAAGAAUCAGUCGUAAAUAGAAAUGAUAUUGCUCAAUCGAAAAUUCUUAACGUGAAUGAUCAGAGCGGUGAAGAUUAUGGACCACCAUACGGUAGCUUACCUACAGCACCGUUAUACAGUAGCGAAAGUCAACAUUACUAUGAAGCGCCGGAACCGAUUAUAGAAAUUAUUAUCAAAGAAUCUAAUGAAUCUCUUCCCGCACCACCUCCCCAGCCUAUACUGAAGAAAAAGAAAGAACCAGUCCAGGUAUUCUACGUCAAAUACAGCAAAGAUCCACAUGCUAAAGAUAAAGUUAUUUAUGAGAAGCCAAUACCCGCAAUCACGCCACCAUCCAAUGAAGAAGAUGAACAUCACGAACAUUAUGUAACAGUAACUCCUGAACCAUACUAUGCACCAACACAAACAACCACUCUCAGAGCUAUUAUUAAACCAGAAUCGGAAAUAUAUCAUACCGAUAGUAAUGUCAAGGUUACUUUUGGCAAUGAAGCUCGUCAUUAUACUUAUCACAGGCGAGAAGAAAGCCCUUCAGAAAAACACGAAGAAACAGCACCGAGACCAGUCAUUGCUUUACCAAAUAUUCAACCAACUCAAAUUUCUUUAGAACGUUCGGUGUCAUCAAACCCUCAGUAUCAAGAACAUCAGCAAAGAGCUAGUAUUGCAGGUCCUCAAACGUAUCACGCAGGUCAUAAUGCUCAAAGUCGUAUUCAAUUCCAACAGCCUUUCUUGAGUCAAGAACCUCAACUGCCAAGACAAAGACCACCAGUAGUUCCAUUUAGACAACCAAACCAAGGUUCCUUUUCAUCUGUCCCUAACCGCGCUACUUUUUCAAAUUCUCCGCCUAUAAACCAUUUUAACUCAGGUCCGCCAAUACCUGGCCCAAUCGGGCCAAUCCUACCGACACCUGCAAGACCCACAUUUCAUUCAAGACCUACAAUCUCUCCUCCAUUUCCUACUAGACAACAUAACCCUUCAAGAACAACGUUCCAUUCUGGACAACAAAGACCUCACAUUCAUUCACAAUCACAACAACCAUACUUUGAUGAAGCCAAAUAUCUUCAGGAAAACUAUCACACAAUUACAACAGAUCAAAUAGAUUCGUCAAAACAAACAAUACUCCCAAAUAAACAACAGUCAUUCAAUGUUGGAUCAAAACCAAGCGCAAAUCCCAUUAUUUUUAAUGAGCAAAACCGUCCACAGCAGCUUAUUCCAUAUAAUCAACAACUGCCACAACAACGCCCGCAACAACAUUUCGAUACAAACAAACAAAGUUUUGGGGUAACUCCUACGAGAUCUCCUUUCUUCAAUUUAAAACCAUCUCCCCCUCAAUUAGAAGCAAACCGUCCUUUCCAACGUCAACCUCAACAACAAUUUAGUUUUCAUCAAGGACCCCAGACACUACGCCCUUCGGCCCAAGGCCCUUCAAUUAAAAAUACACAUAAUCAAAACGUUUUUACCAGUCAAAAUGCUAUUUCUCCUUCACCAUCACCAAUACCUCAAGCUCAAUUUUUACCACAACCGUCAUCCCCUCCACUAUUUAGCUUCCAUCCACAACCUUCGCCAACACCUCAACAAGAUUUACCAUCGGAAGGAUCCCAGGGCCAACAAAUUGCGCAUGAACAAGAUGUUGCUCAAUUUAUACCAAGAGACAGUGAAUUGGUUCCAGCUAUAUCUAAAUAUGAACAGCACAUAACUGUUAAUGAACCUACGGGACAAACAAAUUAUAACAAUGGAUUCAGUGGAUUUAACCAACCAUCACCCACUCCAAAUUACCAACAACAAUAUGUUACAAAUUCACAACAACAAAACCAACAAUUAUAUCAACGUCAGCAUGAUCAACAGGAACUUCGUAAACAACAUGAACAAAGAGAAGAGCUGAGACAUCAGCACCAACGCCAACAACAACAACAGCAGCAGCAGCAGAAUCAACAGCAACAACAACGUCAUCAACAGCAACAGCAAGAGCAACAGCAACAGCAAGAGCAACAGCAACAGCAUCACCAUCAACAACAUCAACAACAACAACAUCAACAACAACAACAUCAACAACAACAACACCAGCAACAAGAACAAGAACAAGUACAAAAUCAGCAAUAUUUAAAUUCUGAACAGGAACAAGUGAGACAACAAUUAGCUUUUAACGUACGUAAACAACAAGAAGAGAUCCAACGUCUUCAAAAUCAACUCAUAGUUCAACAACAAAACUUGCAGCAACAACAAAGAAAUCAGUAUGAAGAUCAGUAUUCCCAACAGCAACAUAGUUCACCAUCACCACAAUACGUCGAAGAAAGAUCUCGUUCCCAGGCAAAUUACGUAACAAGUACCGCCGCACCACAAUAUUAUCAAACGAGUGCAAGAACUGUGGAAAUUAAACCAACAACACAGAGGUACGUUUCCUCAACGAAAAGUCCAACACCUGAACCUAAAAAGGAGAAGAAAAAACCCACUAUAGAACUUCCAGAUGAAGUUCCUGACGAUCUACGUCAACAACUGCUAUCCUCGGGCAUUUUGGAUAAUGCUGAUAUCAGUGUCCUUGAUUACGACAAAGUUGGUGAAACACCUUUAGAGUCCUUACCUCCAGACCAACUUGCAAAUUUCUUUAGCGCAGGAGGAGGGCAGCAAAUAGCCGCAAGCGAAAACAGGCCAAUUGUAGUGUCACCAAAUGGAGACCGUAUUGAAUCAAGAAUCGAUGAUUCUGUUGAUGACGAUGAUCAAGAUAUAUCCGCAUCGGAAAACGUUGAAAGUGUGGUCGCCCCACCUUCCCAGAAUGUUGAAAUGAAAGUGGUCCACUAUAAUCCUGAUACUGCGGAAGGUCAAAAGGUUGCAAACGAUUACGUCAAAGAAGAUGCAACCCAAGUAGAUCCAGUUGCAUUAAAUGAUAAGAAAUAUAACAGAUACUUACCACUAAAAGUAAAUGGGAAUCAAUUUCCUCUACCGGAUAUUGUAAAAGGGAGAAAGGUGACUUCAGUUGUAGUUCUCGCGCCAGUUCAAACAGAGGCAAUAAGUAUCGACCAUCGUAGAUCAGAACGUGCUGCAGGAGACAGUCUUAGGGGUCUAAAGUUUGUGGCUGGAGAUAGUCUGCACAAUCUGUUGAAGAAACCUACAAAAGAUAACUUUCAGAAAUGGUUUGACGUUGAAAAGAAAACUGAGACGGAUCAGCAAUCGGUUGUUCUCCUAGUAACUGAGAGCGAAGACCCACAAGAAGAUAAAGAAAUAUUCAUGUACGAUAUUUCUUCAGGCACCGUUAAUAAAUUAAGCGGAGAAUUAUCCAACGCUUUUGUUGAAGCGGCGGAAAACAAUUCUCUCAGCAAAGACAUUGAGCAGCUUGCCAUCGAAGGAGAAGGGACACCAGAAAACUUCAAAAAAGACACAGAGUUAGCAGCAGAGGGGUCGGAAAACGUGCCAUUAUUUGUAGAUAUAUCGGGAUUAAGUUUAGACCAAAAGGGCGGUCAAGUCUCCAUCAGUUCAGGAUACAGUAAAACAAAGAAAGGAAGACAUUUGAGAAGACGAAUUUAACGAAUCGCACGCGGCGACUGAUUUAUUUUGUAAAUAGUUUAGGUUUAGUACUAAAUUAUGAA